UUUAAGACGUACAGUGGACAGACUGGGUUGAGGAAGUGAAGACUUGACUUUCAUUUCCCUCGCGUAACUUAUUUAUAUCUGCACAUUGUACAUCAGAAAGGGGAACUAACAGCUGCAGAAACCAAAAGUGACCCAGGGACAGAGGUUGUCUGUUGUGUUUCUGUCACUCAGGUGGACAAAGCUAUCAUUCCGCUGCCCGCGAAGAGCCCAGCGCGAGGAACAUGAUGGAGGCAUCUGAUGACGAGUUGGUCGGGGGUGCUGAUGAGCUUGUAGAACCUCCCAAUGGUGUCAUAAACGAACUGCUGAAUGUGGGGCAGGAAGACAACAUGCAGGGCGAGGUGGAGGAGUUUCUGGGCCCGCAGGCAGAGUACAACGAGGAGGAGGAGGAGAGGAAAUACUACAGGAGGAAGAGGCUGGGAGUCAUCAAGAAUGUUCUUGCAGCCAGUGUGGGAGCCAUGAUUGUGUAUAGUGUGUACAUGGGCCUACUGCAGAUGCAGCUGAUCCUCCAUUAUGAUAUGACCUACCGCGAGGUGAAGUACAGCAACCUCGGCCUGGAGGACAUCGAUCGCAAGAUGCUGAUGGGCAUUAACGUCACACCCAUUAUAGGCCUGCUGUACACCCCCGUUCUUAUCAGGUUUUUAGGUACUAAGUGGAUGAUGUUCCUGGCUUCGGGAAUCUAUGCACUCUUUGUCUCAACCAAUUACUGGGAACGGUACUACACCUUGGUUCCAUCAGCCGUAGCCAUCGGCGUGGCCAUUGUGCCUUUCUGGGCCUCCUUGGGAAAUUACAUCACAAGGAUGGCGCAGCAGUAUUAUGAGUACGUCAACUACAAGGAAGAGCAUGUGCAGGAGCAGAAGAAGCUCCCUAAGGGAGCGUGCCACAGAUACAUCAUCAUCUUCCAGUCAGUCUUCAACAUCAUCUUCCAUCUGAGCUUUGUCUUUGCGCAGUUCCCCAUGCGCUUCGUCCUCAACCACUACCUGAAUGACAACCAGCACAUUCUCUUCAACGUCAACAGCUGCGGAGCAAACAUCAGUGGAGUGAUCCCCGGCUUCAACACCACCGUGCUUACAAACCUGCCGCGCUCCAUGCUGCUCAUCCAGGUGGAGAGUGUCCUUAUGGGCUUCGCCUUCCUCGCCAUGAUCAUCUUCCUUCUGCUGUGUGGUGCUGCCUACCGGCCGACAGAAGAGAUCGACCUCCGCAGUAUCGGCUGGGGAAACAUCUUCCAGCUUCCCUUCAAACACCUGAGAGACUACCGCCUGCGACUGCUCUGCCCCUUCUUCAUCUACAGCGGAUUUGAAGUGCUGUUUGCCGUCAGCGGAUUCUCCCUGUCCUAUGGCGUCUGCAUUUUGGGCCUGGAUAAACUGUGGCUCCUCAUACUGGUCUACGGCCUCUCCUGCUCCAUCUUUUCUUCCCUCUGCCUUGGCCUCCUGCGCCUCCCGCGCUGGGUGUGUCUGAUGGGGGGCGCUGCUGUGCAUGCCGUGCUGCUGGUGGCUCUCCUUUGCUUUUCACUGUGUCCACAUCCAGACAAAAGUACACAGUAUCUGGGCCCUCUGCUGGUGAUCAUAGCGCUGUGGGGACUCGGCACCGCCCUGAACAAGACGGGCGUUAGCAUUCUGCUCGGUAUGCUGUACGCUGAGGAAAAAGAACGUCUGGACUUUGUGUAUACCAUCUAUCACUGGUGGCAGGCCAUCGCCAUCUUCAUAGUCUACCUCUGGUCCAACCUGCCUAUGAGGGCCAAACUCUCCAUCCUGUUGGCCACUUUAUUGCUGGCCUGCUAUUGUUAUUGGGUGAUGGAGCGUCGGCUGGCCAGCAAAGUGCCUUUCAGACUGCCUCGCAUCCCUCGGCCACGGCACAAGGUCAAAGGCUACCGCUACCUGGAAGAGGACAACUCCGAUGAGUCAGACUCCGAGAAUGAGGAGGAUGACGACGAAGAGGACGGAGAGCAGGUGGCGGAGGAGAUGGGAGCCGAGGGCGGGGAGGAGGGAGGCCAUGACGCAGAGGUCCAGGGAGCUGACUCACCCGGAGCCAGGAGGAGAGGGGCCGAAGGUUAGCGCCGCAGACAGGACCGCGCUCAUGUGAUGGAGGGAUGAGGGAAGAGCGUGCGAGAGGAGGAAAAAGAAGGAGGGGUGAGGGAAGAGGAAAAAAAAAGGAGGGAUGAGGGGAGAUUCUGGACAGAGGGAAGAGAAAUGGACUCAUUUCACAUUUCACAGCUCAUGACUUCAUUCAUUCUUCAUUCUGUUUUUGCAGUUUCUGAGUCACUAGUUUAGAAGUCCCCAGCCGUUAAGAGUAUUCAAGUGUUAACAUAUUUUAGUAGUCACUAAAGAGACUAAGACAACAGUUACAACAGUUAUUCAUAACUUUCUUACCUACUACACUAAACAAAAGCAUUUUCUUUCUGGCAUAAGCUUUAAUUAAAAAUAUCGAAUGACUUGUUGAGCUAUAAUUCAUUCACAACAGUGAUCCAGGAGAAAGGGCACAGGUACUGCGAAUACUACAUUGCUAUUUAACAAUAGGUAUGGAAAUCUUAAAAGGUAGCACACACUGGAUAAAACGUGAGUGAAUGACACAAUACAAGAAUAAUUUUGUUGCUUUUUGCUGGAUCUUCUGGCUCAUAUUUACCAAUGUGCCAAUAAUUAUAGAGGGGAAUAGCGGCUGCUUUUGUGCUUCAUUGAUCAAGUAGAAAACAUAUUUUGUAAGAUAGUUUCAUUUUUUAAAAAGAGCACUUAUCUGAGAAAGAAUGAACUGAAAGUGACAGAAAAGGGAAUGAGGAAUUGAUUUUCUGAGUUUAUCCUCAGGGUGAAGUGUGUGUGGAUGGAGUCAUUUUUAGAGAGCCUGGUCCUGCUGGAUGUAAACAGCAGCAGCAGCUAUAUUUGUUCUUCCGUCUUUGUUUCCUUUCAACCCAUUAAUUUAUGCACAUUUGUUAGAGAAAACAUCCGAACUCGAGCUAUUAUCAGAAGCUCAGAGGGAUGUCUGUUGCCUGAAGUAUUUUUUGGGAGGAGUUAAGCAUGCUUUUUGCAGAAGUCGAAAAUUAAUGUAUGUUUAUGCUUCAGUAUAGUUCAAUAUACAACAUGUACGGGGGCGGUCAGUCAUGAAUGGCCAAUGCCAGUAAGGUAUGCAUUUUUGUUAAAUAGUGGCCUCAGGGAUAUUAUAGUUACUAUAAUACUUAUAGUCUGAUACGUUCCAAAGAUACAUUCUAGGAUAGGAGAAAAAAAAAAAAAAACGCUCUUUGAACAUUUGCAUUUCUUUAAACUAUUUACGAUCGUCUUGGGUGACGGCGGCUCCGAAAAUGGUCUCGGGAAGGAACUUGUUUUGGUGGAACUUUUGCACCCCGCAAAAGAAAACGCCACAUACAAUAUUAAAUGAAGUUAACUGUUCACACAAUACAGUUACGUAAGCUACAUAAAAUAGCUGGAUUGUGUAUCACUGUGUGUGUACUUCGUCCACAGCAAUCCCACCAAUCGGUCCCAAACUGUUAGAGAGUCAAUGCCGUAAACAUAUUCUUUGUAAAUCCAUUUACCAUCCCCAAAAAGAACCAAGCAGGCCUGCCUUUUUGCACAAUUGAAAUGUUCUUCAAAAGUUGCCAUGUUCAGCGUGUAGCUCGCUAGCUCGAAGGUUGUUGAUCCAGACUGGUUUGAUCCAGCCUGCGUUAAGAGAAAAGUCAUUAACAGUUAUGUCAUGAGUGCAAGCUGUCAUGCUUUCAUACUGAUGGUCAAACGUUCGCACACUUAUAGGUUCUGUUCUCAGACGUUAGGGUUGGGGUUAUUUAUUUUGUUAGGGAAUUCCAUAUAAACCUGCCUGUGGGAGGAAGGAAUCCAUUCUGUAGUGGAUAUUUAACAUUGUAAUCUUUGUAAUAAAAAGCACUUCUGACUUUUCAAUGAACUGAUGCCAAAGCUGCUUGACGUUGCUGUGAAGUUUUAUGUGUCAUAUUACCGACUUAAACAGUGUGAAACUGUUGGUCACAGAAUACAUGUUGUACUCUCUUGAUCCCACCUGUACCUUUUUUUAACAAACAGAAAUUGUGUCGAAGUCAA
Sander lucioperca (pikeperch) is the source of this 4031-nucleotide messenger RNA. RefSeq names its product unc-93 homolog B1, TLR signaling regulator (gene unc93b1). Gene Ontology annotation, biological process: intracellular protein transport; toll-like receptor 3 signaling pathway; toll-like receptor 7 signaling pathway. NCBI's taxonomy places the organism in Eukaryota, Metazoa, Chordata, Actinopteri, Perciformes, Percidae. Gene Ontology annotation, cellular component: endosome; lysosome. Bases 222 to 2051 code for a protein of 609 amino acids. The transcript is spliced from 13 exons. Gene Ontology annotation, molecular function: Toll-like receptor binding. The record is from RefSeq and is a predicted model, not a curated record.